AUGUUUCGAUCAUGGUUAAAGUGUUCAUCGAUUUCUAAUCGAUUGAUACAUACAGUUAAAAGACAAGAAAAUAGCGAAAAAAAGAAAAUUAUUGUAUUAGGUGCUGGAUGGGGUGGAUUUCAAUUUGUUCGAUAUUUAAAUCGAAGCAAAUACGAUGUUACCUUAGUUUCACCACGUAAUCAUUUUCUUUUUACUCCUUUAUUACCAUCAACAACUGUUGGUACAUUAGAAUUUCGUUGUAUUAUUGAACCAGUUCGUACACUAUCAAAUUUAUAUUAUUAUCAAGCUUAUUGUGAUGAAAUUAAUUAUAAAUCAAAUCAAAUACAGUGUCGAGAUUUUUUUAAUUCAAGUAAAGGAUUUUCGCUUGAUUAUGAUUAUCUUGUUUGUUGUCAUGGAGCUAAUUCAAAUACAUUUCGUAUACCAGGUGUUGAAGAACAUGCGUUUUUUCUUAAACAACUUUCUGAUGCACGUGCUAUACGUAAUCGUCUUAUGGAAUUAUUUGAACGAGCAUCAAAUCGAUUUAUAUCUGAAGAAGAACGAAAAGCAUUAACAACAUUUGUUAUUGUUGGUGGUGGACCAACAUCGAUUGAAUUUAGUGGAGAAUUACAUGAUUUUAUUGUAGAAGAUGUUGCAAAAUGGUUUCCUGAUGUUAAAACACGUGUUAUUGUUGUUGAAAGUACUGAUCAUAUUUUAGGAACAUUUGAUUCGAAAUUAACAGAUUAUGCAAUGAAUAUUUUAAAAUCACGUUCAGAAAUUACACUGAAAACGAAAACAUAUGUUAAGCGUGUUGGUCAAAAUGAAGUUUUACUUAGUAGUGGUGAAACUAUUCCUUGUGGAAUUACAGUAUGGAGUACAGGACUUUCUCCAACUAAAUUAACAUCAACUUUACAAUUUUUGAAAGAAAAACGUUCAGGAAGAAUAUAUACAAAUAAUCAUUUACAAGUAUUAGUUGAUGAUAAAACAACAAUUAAUAAUAUGUUUGCGCUCGGUGAUUGUGCAACACCAAUGGAUCAAUCAUUACCAGCAACAGCACAAGUCGCCGUUCAAGAAGCUAAAUAUUUAGCACAUAUAUUUAAUAAGAAAGAGUUUUAUUUAAAAAAUUCAAAUGAAACUACAAUUAAUGAUUAUCCAGUAUUUAAUUUUAACAAUGCAGGUAUGUUAGCUUAUUUAGGUGGUUAUGGUGGUUUAGCAGAUUUAAAAAAAGCUAAAACAACUGGGUUUUUAUCAUGGUUAUUAUGGCGUUCGGUUUAUUUGACACGGCUUGUUAGUUUUAAAAAUCGUUUACUUGUUGCUAUGUUUUGGUUCAAAUCAUUUGUAUGUAUUAGACUUUUGUUUUGUUUUUCUCAAAUGGAUGAUGAUAUUCUUUAUUUUUUUUUAUCUUAG
This is a messenger RNA of Rotaria sp. Silwood2, 1383 nucleotides long. NCBI's taxonomy places the organism in Eukaryota, Metazoa, Rotifera, Eurotatoria, Philodinida, Philodinidae. The record is from the annotation of a GenBank genome assembly.